This is a messenger RNA of Cryptomeria japonica (Japanese cedar), 1236 nucleotides long. RefSeq names its product VQ motif-containing protein 4. NCBI's taxonomy places the organism in Eukaryota, Viridiplantae, Streptophyta, Pinopsida, Cupressales, Cupressaceae. Bases 211 to 867 code for a protein of 218 amino acids. The record is from RefSeq and is a predicted model, not a curated record. The transcript has a single exon.
UGACAGUGUUAUUCUCUCUCAACAAUAUUGUCAGUAUCUCAUUACAGCACUGCAUUCAAUUUGUUUUGACUCGGGCAAAAUGAGAAGAGAGGAAUUCUACUCAUUCACGGAUGUUUAUGUGUCCUAAACUUUGUAGGGCUUAUCUGGGCUGAGUUUCCCUUUCUGUUUGCAGUAAUUCGGGUGUUUGAAUUCUCUCAACCAGUGAAGAUCAUGACAAAAUCACAGGCCAUGGCCGAAUGUUCAAAGCAGUGGGGAUCUGCAAAUUCUGAAUGGGCAUCUGCUCCCAAACAGACUAUUAUAUAUACCACAUUUGUUGAAACAGAUUCAGAUGGAUUCAGGGAGCUUGUGCAGAAGCUUACUGGUGUUUCAGAGGGGGAAAAGAUGCCUGUCACCAUGCCUGCAAGAAAUUCAAGAAAAGGGGGUGCACUUGCAGCAGUAGGAGCAGGGGUGAAAACAGAUUCUUGUGACAUGAUCAAGGGUGGGGUUGAAGUGGGUAUUCAGAAAUCAGGGUUUAAACUCCACCAGAGAAGGCAAUUUCAGAAGAAAAUAGAGACCAAGAGGAGUUUCUAUCAUGAACUUCACAAGCCCACAAGAUUAACAGGUAAUAACAAUGAUGUUUCAUUAUCUCCUGUAACUCCUAAAGCACUGAUUCCCAGCCCUAUCACUCCUCUUGAACCUGCUGAUCCAUUUAAUUCAUCACCAAGUUGUUGUUAUUCUUCUACUCCAACAUCUGGCAAUCAAUCCUCAUAUUUGGAAGAGGAAGAGCAAGGGUUUUAUUUUGAGGCUUCUGCAAUUAGUGUGAAAAGGGAACCAGAGUUGCUUCCCCUGUUUCCCCUGCAUUCUCCAACACAACCCAGAAGCACCUGAGUCUUGUAUAUGGUGAUAAUGCUUUUAUGGAACUUUUUGUGAGUGAUGAGAGAAUUUUUUCAGUGAUGUGAGGGUAACUUGAUUAUUAGAGAGAGGCAUCAUAGUCAUCACCGUUUUCAAGAUUAUUGACCUACAUAAAUAAGGUAAGGGAACUUUUUAAAUUUUUUAAUCUUUGAGGCUAUACCCUGUUCAUCAGGGCUUAAAUCUAUACUUCUUUAGGUCUUGACCUUUGUCAAAUUUAGUGGUGAUUCUACUCCUGGCCAGCAAAUGAGCAGGCUUUGAUGCUGGUAGAUGUAAAUCUGGAAUUCCAAGCACUCUGGGAUUCCCUAAAUCUUGUUAAUGACAUUGAUAAUUCUUGGCCCAGGUUUA